Molecule: messenger RNA, 1492 nt
Organism: Mercurialis annua (annual mercury)
Lineage: Eukaryota; Viridiplantae; Streptophyta; Magnoliopsida; Malpighiales; Euphorbiaceae
Product: F-box protein CPR1-like
Exons: 1
Coding region: 49-1029 (326 amino acids)
Molecular function (GO): protein binding
Source: RefSeq, a predicted model, not a curated record
UCCCUCUCCAAAACCUAAACCUAAUUGCUUCGUGAUUGAAUAGCAACAAUGUCAGAAAUACCAUGUGAUAUUAUGAGAGACAUACUAAAGCAGUUGCCUGUUAAAUCUCUGCUUCGCUUCAGGUGCUUAUCGAAAGCCUAUUGUUCUUUAAUCGACACCCGCGAUUUCAUAAACCUUCAGCUCUCUACGAACACGAAUAGCAGCCUCAUAAUCGUUCAUCAAAAAGUGGAUCACGACGUUAAAAGGUAUACCAUAGAUUUGGAUUCUUCAGAGGUGGAAUGUGAUAACCCUCUUUCCAAGAGCUCUUAUAUUAUACGUGCUAAUUAUUGGGAUCACUUGAAAACUUCGUGUUUUAUAUUUGGUUCUUGCAAUGGCUUAAUCUUAUUGCGUAAUCCUCAACAAGGAAUGUUAUUGUGGAAUCCAUCAACCAAGAAGCAACGAAAGCUGCCUGAUUUUUGGGGACCGGGUGACGAAACUCGCAGCUGUAACUUUUUUCUCCGCGGAUUCGGCUAUGAUCCUGCCAGCGACGAUUAUAAGGCUGUCAUGAUCCUGAGGACAAUCAACGGAGGACACGAAACUAUGGUUUACAGCGUAAAACAUAAUUCGGCAAGAAGGGUCGAAGACUGCCCUUACGAGCCUGAUUAUCAUAUAGAUUCCGGCACUCUUAUUGGUUCUUGUUUGCACUGGAUUGUUCCAGAACCAAAACUGAUCGUUGCGUUCAAUCUGGAAUACGAAAGAUAUGGAGUAGUGCCGAUUCCUGAUGGCUGUAAGAAUGUGCCCCAGUGUCAUAUGAAAUUAGGGGAAGUAGAAGGAUGCCUUUGUGUGAGCGUGGAUGGCGGUUAUGUGGGGAUUUGGGUGAUGAAGGAAUCAUGGACUAGAAUAUUGUCUGUAAACGAACGGAAUUCGAAUAGUCCUUCUUGCGUCGGGUAUUCAGAAAAACGUGUUGAGAUUGAGAUGAUAGGAGCAGAAUAUGAUGAAAAUUCAGUUUCAGUUAGCUGUAUAAGAAGCCUUGUUCCGGUCCAUGUUUAAGCAUUUGUUUUAUUAAAUUGUAAUGUCAUUCUGUAGUUGGUUUUCUAAAAUUUAUUUGCUUAUACUCUGAACAAGGAACUCCAUAGUCUAAACCAACCUGUACAUAUUAUAUGCUUCUUCAAGCUAAAAGCUCUGAAUUGCAGAAUUUUCAUUCCCAAACCUGUGCUCUACUAUCUCUCGGCUAUUCAAUUUAUGUAUUGCCAAUGAAAUUCAUUUUUCCUAUUUUAUUGACAUGGGACUGAACUCACCCAAUACACUAAAAACUUCAUUUUCUGUCUAAUUUGUUAAUUAUUUUUUGUACUUUUAUCUGUUUUAACCAAUCUACCGUUGAAUUUUUUUUAUUCCGUCUGUUCAAUUUAGAUUAUUUUUCUUAUUCAAUUGGUUCAAUUUAUUCUUAUUCAAUCGGUACAAUUUUAAACAUUUGAUUGAUGGAUUUAAAAAAUUUCAAUACAAUAUCGACCGA